This is a messenger RNA of Suncus etruscus (white-toothed pygmy shrew), 1581 nucleotides long. RefSeq names its product transmembrane protein 101 (gene TMEM101). The record is from RefSeq and is a predicted model, not a curated record. The transcript has 4 exons. Gene Ontology annotation, biological process: positive regulation of canonical NF-kappaB signal transduction. The coding region runs from base 38 to 811 and encodes 257 amino acids. Lineage: Eukaryota; Metazoa; Chordata; Mammalia; Eulipotyphla; Soricidae.
CCGGCGCCGGGUCCGGCGGGGCGGGGCGGAGGCCAAGAUGGCGUCCAAGCUGGGCUCGCGGCGCUGGAUGCUGCAGCUCCUCAUGCAGGCGGGGGCGGCGUUGCUCACGCGCUGCCCCUUCUGGGACUGCUUCAGCCAGCUCAUGCUGUACGCCGAGCGGGCCGAGGCGCGCAGGAAGCCCGACAUCCCGGUGCCCUACCUGUACUUCGACAUCGGGGCGGCCGUGCUGUGCGCCAGCUUCAUGUCUUUCGGGGUGAAGCGCCGCUGGUUUGCGCUGGGGGCCGCCCUGCAGCUGGCCAUCAGCACCUACGCCGCCUACGUCGGGGGCUACGUCCACUACGGGGAUUGGCUCAAGGUCCGUAUGUACUCGCGCACCGUAGCCAUCAUUGGUGGCUUCCUGGUGUUGGCCAGCGGUGCUGGGGAGCUGUACCGCCGGAAACCCCGCAGCCGCUCCCUGCAGUCCACCGGCCAGGUGUUCCUUGGCAUCUACCUCAUCUGCGUGGCCUACUCACUGCAGCACAGCAAGGAGGACCGACUGGCCUACCUGAACCACCUCCCUGGAGGGGAGCUGACGAUCCAGCUCUUCUUCGUGCUCUACGGCGUCCUGGCCCUGGCUUUCCUCUCGGGCUACUACGUGACCCUGGCUGCCCAGAUCCUGGCCAUCCUGCUGCCCCCGGUCAUGCUGCUUAUUGAUGGCAAUGUUGCGUACUGGCACAACACCCGGCGUGUGGAAUUCUGGAACCAGAUGAAACUCCUGGGAGAGAACGUGGGCAUCUUCGGGGCUGCUAUCAUCCUGGCCACAGAUGGCUGAGUUGCAGGGCAAGAAGCUAAGAUGGGUGCAGGGAGUCUCUGAGGUUCUGUGCCUGCCUCCUCGCUGGUCUAGUUGCUGGUUAUUUAUGCUUUGGCUGUUGAUUGAUCCCUGUAUGUGUUUGUGUGAGAGAGAGGGAGAGGGAGACUGUAUGUUUGAUACUGUCUGUGUGCUACUGUAUGUUUGCUAGAGUUGCUAUGAGGCAGAGCUCUCCCUAUGACUGUGGCUGGGUAGGAGUCCUGGUGAUGAAACCUUACAGGUUCUCUUCUGUUUACUAGGAGGAGAGCUGUGGCCGGUGUUUCCCCUAGGUUUCCGGUUCCUGAGACGGGAGUAAGGGAGCAUAAGGGUGGGUUGCUGAGAGGGAAACAGCAUAGAGGACUGAGAAGCAGAAGAGAGCCCAUGUGAAACCUCCCCUUUGACCCUAAAAGCUGCAUCCAGGCUCCGCAGUGCUUCUGGAGGACAGAACAGUGAGUGUGUGUGUUGACUCGUGGCUUACUUAGGCUUGGGAGGAGUGAUUGGACCAUUGGGGGAGGGUCUGUACACAUCAUGUAGGUUCUCAGGGUAUGCCAGGAGCAGCCACAGCACUUGCUGCCUCCUACCCUGUGAGCAGGGCAGGCCCCAGUGUGAUCUGGGAUACGCAGGGGUGGGGCAGCCAGUGGCCAGCUUCCUGGCUUUGUAGGCACCAUUUUCAGUUCUUCGGUUAUCCUGGUGGGGUGAGUGCCCCCAAACACCAGACCACACAGUUUUCUGAAAAUAAACAUUUUAUAUAGAUA